Emiliania huxleyi CCMP1516 is the source of this 3908-nucleotide messenger RNA. RefSeq lists its product as hypothetical. The coding region runs from base 56 to 3751 and encodes 1231 amino acids. Gene Ontology annotation, biological process: regulation of ARF protein signal transduction. The transcript has 20 exons. Gene Ontology annotation, molecular function: guanyl-nucleotide exchange factor activity. NCBI's taxonomy places the organism in Eukaryota, Haptophyta, Isochrysidales, Noelaerhabdaceae. The record is from RefSeq and is a predicted model, not a curated record.
CGUCGUCCGGUGCUGCGAAGGCCGCGGCGCGUUUAGUCGUGGCCAGAGCGCGUUUAUGGCCUCCACUGGUCCCGGCGGCGAGUCUCCGAGCCAAAUCUCGCCCUUCCCGUCGCCUCCAUUUGACCCGGGGUACUCGAGCCAGGAGUCGGAAGCCUUUGCCCUCAGUGGCGGUUUCCCUCCCGACGGAGGCUUGCCGCCAGAAUCGCAGCCGGCGCCGGAGCCGCAGCCAGACGGCGGUUUGCCGCCAGAGUCGCAGCCAGCGCCGCCGCCGCCGCGGCCGGAGCCGCCAGAGGAGGAGCGGCCGGAGCAGCCAGAGCGGCCAGAAUGGGAGGCGCCGGCGCUCCCGGAGCCUGCGCCGCCGAUGACGCCGCCAGUGGCUCCGGCGCCAGCCGAGGCGACCGUGCAGCCGGCCGUGCAGGCGCCCGAUGCAGCGGCCCCGAGCGGCGCCGUCGCGACGGCGGCGGAGGAGGGCGCUGCGGCCGCGGCCACGGUGCUGCUCGCGCCGCCGCCCGAGGACGCGGCCACGCCGCGUGUGCGGGAGCGGCUGCAGCGCGCGCGCUCCGCCCGCGACGGCCUGCGGCUGGAGGGGCGGGGAGGGGGCGCGGCGGGCGCGGCGGGCGCGGCGGGCGCGGCGGGCGCGGCGGCGCGCUGCUCGUGCGCAUGCGAGUCACUCUCGCUGGCGGUCGCAGGCGCGCCGCACCGCCGCUCCGGCUCGGUCGGGGCGCCAGCUUUGCGCGCCGGGGCGGCUGGCGCGGCGCCGUGGGGUGGCGCGGCCGAGCAGGCGCGGCAGCAGAGCUCCGCCUCCGACGAGGACGACGGGGAGGCGCUGCUGCCCUCGUCGUGCAGCGCGCGCAAGGCUGGCGGGCGGCACCGGCGGAACCCGUCGGGCGGGGCCGAGGUCGCGCACUCGCUCGCCGCCUCCCUCGCCGCUGUCUCCGAGCGGUCCGCUCCGCCCCGGCUCGAGGCGGAGGAGUCUGCGGGGCUGCUAUCGUCGACGGGCCUCGAGUUGGCGGGGCUGGCCGCGGCGCCGUACGGCGGCGAGCACGGCUUGCGCAGCGGCGGAGAGGAGGCGACAUCCCUGGCGGCGGCAGGCGGGCAGGGCGACGACGAGGACGAGGAUGACCGCGGCUCCUCCUUCUUCUUCGCGGCGCCGCUCCUGCACGGCGCAGAGCGGGCCCCUGCCCCGCCGGCAGUGCGGCCAGCCUCCGCCACGGCCGGAGGCGGCAGCGGCGGCAGCAGCGGCGGGGGCGGCAGCAGCGGCGGGGGCGGCAGCAGCGGCGGGGGCGGCAGCAGCGGCGGGGGCGGCAGCAGCGGCGGGGGCGGCAGCAGCGGCGGGGGCGGCGGCGGCAGUAGCAGCGGUGGGGGGAGCGGCGGCAGUAGCAGCAGCAGUCGCGGCGGCGGCGGCGACAGCGGCGAGUCGCCGACGGCUGUUCGCGCCGAUGCCGUGGCGGGCAGCUCCGGCGGCGGCGCUCCGGCGAGCGCGGCGCCGGCGCCGGUGCGCACGUCGUCGGUGGUCCAGCCGGUCGCGUCGUACGACCAGGAGCUGCUCGUGGCGGUGCGAAAGUUCAACCUCAAGCCGCGCGACGGCGUUCAGUACCUGCAGCUGCGCGGUUUCCUGUCUGCGGAGCCGGGUGACAUCGCGGCCUUCCUCCACGAAACGAAGGGCCUCUCGAAGCGAAAGCUCGGCGACUACCUCGGCGAGCGCGGCGAGCGGCACGCCGAGCUCCUCUCGGCGUACGUGCGCCGCUUCGACUUUGCCGGCCUCUCCUUUGUCGGGGCGAUCCGCGCCUUCCUCUCCCCCUUCCGGCUGCCGGGCGAGGCGCAAAAGAUCGACCGCAUCAUGUGCGAGUUCGCCGCCCCGGGUGUCUUUUCGUCGGCGGACACGGCGUACGUGCUCGGCUUCUCGGUCAUCAUGCUCAACACGGACGCGCACUCGGUGCAGAUCAAGGCCAAGAACCGGAUGAGCAAGGCGGACUUCGUGCGCAACAACCGCGGCAUCGACUCGGGCGCCGACCUGCCCGCGGAGCUGCUGUCGGCCGUGUACGACGACAUCCAGACGGACGAGAUCCGGACGGGCAUGUCGCACGACGACAUGGGCGAGGCAGAGCUGCUCGAGUUCUUCCGGCAGGGCUCCACCUUCCGCAAGUUCAACCACGCGCGGCUCGCCGCCGACCGGCACCACUCGUGCCGCCUCUGGGUCGUCGCGGACGAGCUGCGCUACCAGAACCUCGCCGCGCGCGGCAAGAAGGAGAAGGCGAUCCCGCUCGGCCUCAUCGAGACCGUGCUGCUCGGACCGGCGAGCGAGGUCUUCCGCCGCAACGGCGUCCGCGCCGAGUCGUCGGACGGCGCCGCCUGCUUCUCGCUCGUGUGUGGCGGCCGCACGCUCGACCUGCAGGCGCUCACGCCCGAGGAGUAUGGCAUCUGGACGCACUACUUCCAGCAGGUGGUCGAGCGGACCAAGCUCGAGCAGCACGCGCGCCGCGUCGCGCUGCGCGGCCAGCCACGCGAGGCCUUCGUCGAGAGCGCGACGUCCGUCUGGUGGUGCGAGAUCCUCCCCAACUGGGAGUCUGCAAGCCUCGAGCCGCGCACGCAGCUGCUCUGGUGGGAGGGGGCGCCGAGCGCGGUGCGCGCGCAGCUGUGGCGGAUCGCGAUCGGCGAGGCGGCGGCGGGGAGGGCGGGCUACGAGGCGGCGGUGGCGGAGACGCGCCCCGUCGACCGCGUGGCGGCGCUCGACCGGAUACAGAGCGCGCUCGCCCGCCCCGCCGCCGCCGCCGGCUCGGCGUCGCCCGUCGAGCGGCCGUGGGCGGGUGCGCCGCCAGAGUUCAACCUCUUCACCAACAGCGCGUCGCCGAUGCACGCGAAGCUCGUCUCGCUGCUCGCCGCGCUCGAGGCGGGCGCGCGCAUCGGCGCGCCGCCGCUGCGCCGCCACGCGGCUCUGCUCUGCGCGGCGCUGCUGCUCUACCUCGAGCCGCCGUCCGCGCACGGCUGCAUGUGCACGCUGCUCGGGAGGCACUUCCUCGCGCACGUGGAGGAGGGGUCGCCGCAGCUGGCGUGGCGGCUGCGCGCCACUCGCUCGUGCCUCAAGCGCGAGCUGCCCGAGACGCUCGAGCACUUGGGCUCGCUCGGCGUCGGGCUCGACGACUUUGUGUGCGACUGGCUCUCGUCGCUCUUCCUCUCCACCCUCGCGCUCGACACGGCGGCGAGGGUCUGGGACUGCUACUUGCGCGACGGCGAGGCGCUGCUCUGGCACGUCGCCGUCGAGCUGCUCCGGCUGCUCGAGCCGCGGCUGCUGCAGGCUCUCUCCCGCGACGAGGCCCUCUCGCUGCUGCACCACGCGUCCGAGUUGGGCGGCGCGGGCGAGCGGCAGCUCUUCGGCGCCCUCGCCGCCAGCGAGGGGACGGCCCACGAGAUGCUGCGCCUCGAUUUCUCGCAGCGGUUGCCGAUGCCGACCCUUGCGUCGGGCGGCGUGGUCUUCGACUUGUGGACAAACUCAUACGAGGCCGAGUUGGGCGCCGGCGCCGCCGCCGCGCCGCGCGCGUACGAGCGCGCCGCGUCGGGCUUGCGGAUGGCGGACGGAACCCGGGCGCGGAGGCUGCUGUCGGAGGAGUCGAGCGCGCCGGAAGUGCCGCCGCUGGCCGCCCUCUCGAGCGACGCGUCUGCGAGCUCGAGCGCGGGUGCGCACGUGUCGCCGUCGAAGCGGCUGCUGCGGCCGCUCGAGACGUGGAUUCGCGGCGUGUGGGAGGGUGGCUAGGGCGAGCGGUCCGUCGCCUGGGCGAGCGGGCCAAGCACACCGCGACCAGCCCCGCCGUAUUUCGCAUUUUUCAGCUCUGCCCCUCUGCGUUCUGUGGACACCCCGUUGUGGCUUUGCCCCUUCGUUCGGCUUUGCCCUUGUGCCGCCCUGUGCCACC